Suillus subaureus is the source of this 945-nucleotide messenger RNA. Its product is annotated as scavenger mRNA decapping enzyme. The record is from RefSeq and is a predicted model, not a curated record. Gene Ontology annotation, molecular function: RNA 7-methylguanosine cap binding; hydrolase activity. The coding region runs from base 1 to 945 and encodes 314 amino acids. NCBI's taxonomy places the organism in Eukaryota, Fungi, Basidiomycota, Agaricomycetes, Boletales, Suillaceae. Gene Ontology annotation, biological process: deadenylation-dependent decapping of nuclear-transcribed mRNA. The transcript is spliced from 7 exons. Gene Ontology annotation, cellular component: nucleus; P-body.
AUGGCAAACGUGAUUGACCUGAAAGAGUUCGUGUUUGACCGCGUUCUGGAUGAAAACGCGCUCGCUCAUACACUCGCCGUCCUGGGCACACUGCCCUCCCCAUCGGCACCCUCUGAGCUGAUUCGUGCCAUCCUUCGCUUCGAGCGCACGGCCCUGUCAUCUACUGUCGCUUCCCAGCUCUCAUCCGGCAUUCUCGAGUCUAUCAAGCAGAUUGGAAGUACUGAUAUUUACUCGUGGUUCUUUGCAUGGCUUCACAAGCGCGAUGAUUUCCCUGACAUGAAGGUCUAUGUCAUCUUCCCCGCCACCGACGUCCACAUCCGCAAGUAUACAAAGCAGGACGUUCUCAUGGUGCACGAGACCCCCGCUCUCUACCGGUCCAUCGUCAAACCAUACAUCCUCGCCUUCGACCCCGCACGCACACAAUGGUAUUCCUUGGUCCAGGACAUCCUCGUAGGUACCGCCGAAGCAUCCAAUAUCCUGAAUGCCUCUCCGGACUUCCUCGUCCUUCCUGACAUGAAAUGGGACACGACCAAUGUCUCCGCCCUCUACCUCCUCGCACUCUAUACGCACUCUGAUGUGCACUGCAUACGCGAUCUCCGCAAGAAGCCACACUUGGGCAUGCUCAAGACCCUCAGGAGAGAUGCUUGGAAAGUUGUGCAGGAUAAGUGGGGUAUCGGCCGUGGUGGUGUCAGGAUGUACGUUCAUUAUCAGCCGAGUUAUUAUCACUUUCAUGUGCACAUCGUCCACACGGGCCAUGUCGGGCUGAACGGCAUGGUGGUGGGGCAAGCCCACUUACUGGAUGAUAUAAUUUCGCUGCUCGAACUAGACCCUGACGAUGGCCCUUCCAUCCUUGAGCGCAUGACGUUUACUUACGGACUCGGCACAGAGCAUGGGUUGUACAGACCCAUGGCUGCAGCACUUACAGAGGUGCAUGAUACGGACUAG